Molecule: messenger RNA, 1833 nt
Organism: Ophidiomyces ophidiicola
Lineage: Eukaryota; Fungi; Ascomycota; Eurotiomycetes; Onygenales; Onygenaceae
Exons: 4
Coding region: 1-1833 (610 amino acids)
Biological process (GO): glucan catabolic process
Molecular function (GO): hydrolase activity, hydrolyzing O-glycosyl compounds
Source: RefSeq, a predicted model, not a curated record
AUGCAUGUUGUGCAACUUACUGUCUUUGCUGCUCUAGCACAACUCUCAGCCGCCUCUUAUGAGCUGGUUGAUAGUUAUACACCAUCGAACUUCUUUGACAAGUUUGAUUUUUUCUCGACUCGCGAUCCAAGCAAUGGUUAUGUGAGCUACCAAGACAGGGAUACCUCUUUUCGAGACAAUCUUGUCCGUCAGGGUCAAAAUUCAGUUCGCAUUGGUGUCGAUUCCUGGAGUAUUGCUUCUGGCUCUGGCCGUAGGAGUGUGCGUUUGGUGUCAAAAGCCAAAUACCUACAUGGCUUGAUUCUAGCUGAUAUCAAGCACAUGCCCACUUCAACUUGUGGUCUCUGGCCUGCAUUCUGGACUGUAGGAGAUGUCUGGCCAAGGGACGGUGAGCUUGACAUCAUCGAGGGAGUCAAUCAACAAUCUAUGAAUAAAAUGGCCAUGCAUACUACAGAAGGAUGCAAGAUAAAUGUUGCUGGUGAUUUUACUGGAAUUGUUGAGACAAGGGAUUGCAACGUUUACUCUCCAAACCAGGCAUUCAACCAGGGCUGCCUUGUCUCUUCAACGCAGGCUAACAGCUACGGCACCAAUUUUAACAACAUAAAUGGCGGUGUGUACGCCAUCCAGUGGACUAGUGCUCAUAUUUCAAUUUGGUUUUUCCCUCGUGGAAAUAUCCCCAGUGACAUGACCAGCCAGAACCCCGACCCUACAAAAUGGGGCAGACCAGGAGCAAGAUUUUCCGGUGAAUGUGAUAUGGAUAGGUUUAUGAAACAACAGCGACUUAUUUUUAACACCAACUUUUGUGGUGACUGGGCUGGUGGGGUGUGGAACUCCGACCCUGUCUGCAGCACUAGGGGAAGCUGUGAUAGUUACGUUAGGAACAACCCAAAUGACUUCUCAGAUGCCUACUGGGAGGUAAAUGGCUUGAGGGUUUUUAGACAGGUUCAACCACCACAAGUAUCCGCGAUUCCUGAACCUACCCCGGCACCAACACCGACACCGACACCGACAUCGACACCGACACCGGCAACAAGAAGCAGCGAGACCUCGGCGACAUCUUCUACCACAAUUAUUCCACCGGUUGAAAAUACACCUACCGCAGCACCUACAACAACAAGAACAACAACAACAACGCCCAGUAGCAGUGCUAUAUCGUCUUCUAGCAGCCAAUCUAUGCCGAGUCCACAGCCUACCGAAAAAUCGACUGAAAUCACAUCAUCCACCAGCAGCUCAUCCUCCCUGAAUCAACAGUCCACGAUUAGUACUAACCCCAUUUCGACCUCUGAUACUAGGACAACGUCACCGGUGGGUAACAGGCCAACUGGACCAUCGAGUGGAACUAACAGUAGUGCUACACAACCCCUGGUCACCUCACCGAGCCCAGAUCCGCAAUCAACUACAAGUGCCAAGCCCAUCAACACAUCAACUGGAACGGAUAGCGAUGCUAUCUCCUGUGAUGUUAGUAUAUCUAUCGGAACUGUUGAGCUUACUAUAGGACCUGUUACCCAGACUACCACACCAAUUAAUCAUAUGCCCACUGGAGCAUCAACUGGAACUAACAGCAGUGCUACUUCAACCUCUAAUGACUUCUCCAUGCCUUGUGAUGGAUCUAACUGCCACAGUCAACAAUCCUCUAGUUCUAGUACCAGCGGUGUUUCUCUGGCUGCCAGUAGCCAAUCUCUUAGAGCCCCAGCCCCCUCCAUUCGAAGCUCAAUCCCCGCGGAAAAUACGGAAAUUCCGGACACGGCCACACAAACGAAUUGCACGACUUACACGACAUUUGAAACAAUCAAAAUUGUCAAGACCUAUGUUGAUGCUGCCCAGACUGGCCCAUGA